AUGCCCCUGGACGAAGGCCUGAUCCGCGAACUGACCGAGACCGUGCGCCGCGUCGUCGACGACCGGCUGAUCCCGGCCGAGGAGGAGGUGGUCGCCAGCGACCGCAUCCCCGAGGAGAUCCGCGCGCUGCUGCGCGAGCUCGGCCUGUUCGGCAUCUCCGUGCCCGAGGCCUACGGCGGGCUGGGCCUGCCGCUGGAGGCCGAGGUGGAGAUCCUUUUCGAGCUCUGCCGCGCCUCGGUCGCCUUCCGCUCGGCGCUGGGCACCAACAACGGCAUCGGCUCCCAGGGACUCGUGAUCGACGGCACCGAAGCGCAGAAGCGGCACUACCUGCCGCGCAUCGCCUCGGGCGAGCUGAUCGCCUCCUUCUGCCUGACCGAGCCGGACGCCGGCUCCGACGCCGCGUCGCUGCGCUGCGUGGCGCGCCAGGACGGCGAGGAUUUCCUGAUCUCCGGCACCAAGCGCUACAUCACCAACGCGCCGGAAGCCGGCCUCUUCACCGUGAUGGCCCGCAGCGAGCCCGACCGGCCCGGCGCCGGCGGCAUCUCCGCCUUUCUGGUCGAAGCCGACACCCCGGGGAUCACCGUCGGCCCCUGGGACCGCAAGAUGGGCCAGCGCGGCGCCCACACCGCCGACGUGGUCUUCGACGAGGUGCGCGUGCCGGCCACGGCGAUCAUCGGCGGGCCGGACAAGCGCGGCCAGGGCUUCAAGACGGCGAUGAAGGUGCUCGACCGCGGCCGCAUUCACCUGGCCGGGGUCUGCGUCGGCGCGGCCGAGCGGCUGCUGCAGGAAGCGCUCGGCUACGCCCUGGAGCGCCGGCAGUUCGGCCAGCCGGUCGCCCAGUUCCAGCUCGUCCAGGCACUGCUGGCCGACAGCAAGGCGGAGCUUUACGCCGCGCGCUGCAUGACCCAGGACGCGGCGCGGCGGCUCGACGCCGGCGAGCGCAUCCCCAUGCUGGCCGCCUGCUGCAAGAUGUUCGCCAGCGAGAUGGUCGGCCGCGUCGCCGACCGGGCGGUGCAGGUUCACGGCGGCGCCGGCUACAUGGCCGACUACCCGGUCGAGCGGCUCUACCGCGACGCCCGGCUGUUCCGGAUCUACGAGGGCACCACCCAGAUCCAGCAGCUCGUGAUCGCCCGCCAGAUGAUCCGCGAGGCCGAGGCCGCGCUCGGACGCUGA
Molecule: messenger RNA, 1173 nt
Organism: Symbiodinium necroappetens
Lineage: Eukaryota; Dinophyceae; Suessiales; Symbiodiniaceae
Source: the annotation of a GenBank genome assembly